UGUAAUAUUUACUUCACUUGACACAAACUCAUAACCUCAAAUUACAGAAAUGAAAGUUCACAUGACAACCCCUCACCCACGCGCCGCCUUCCCUCUCCCACUCGCGCCUCCCCACACGCUCCUUCACUCCAAAACUGCAUCAACGUCUUCUUCAUGGAGAAUCAGGGUCUCCAACGGCAGCGAAUCGUAUCUCGACAUGUGGCGAAAGGCGGUGGAGCGGGAGAGACUGGCCAUAAAGUUCAACCACAUCAAAACGGCGUCGGAUGCGGAUGAACAGACGCAGCCGGAUGAGGAGGUGUUGGAGAAGAAGAGCAGUGAGUUCGAGAAGCUUCUAGAGGUUUCUAGUGAGGAGAGAGAUAGGGUGCAGAGAAUGCAGGUGAUUGAUCGGGCUGCCGCGGCUAUUGCGGCUGCUCGGGCUUUACUCAAGGACAAUUCUCCACACAAGACGACGUCGUAUGGGACUAAUGAUUUGGAGGAUGGGAGUGAGGAUCCAAUUGGGGAUGAUCCGGGAGGUGACCAGAACACAGGCACAUUCUUCUCUUCGGGAAAUGAUGAAAACAGAACGCCAGGUCCAACUUUCUGGUCCUGGAUACCUCCAGCUGAUGAAGAUAGGACUUCUGAUGAUGAAGGUGAUUUGAAGUUGGGUAUGAAAUCUUCUUCAUCUACUAGUCAGGCUAGGCCUGUAAUGGAGUUGGAAAGAAGUGCUGAUAUUCUGUCAAUCCCAUUUGAAAGUAAACACGAAAACGAACACAACCCUCCCCUUCCUCCUCUUCAGUCACUUAUGGAGGUUGAAAAGGUAGAAUUUUCUAGCUCAACGCCGGAGACACCUCACUUGGAAGAGGAACGUGAACUGGGUGUUUUCUUUUCAGUACAUGCAGCUGAAGCAGCUAAGGCUCUUCAUAAGGUGGAUGAUAAAUCACCCCAUGGAAUUUAUCCAGAUGGAUCAAGGUGGUGGAAAGAGACAGGUACUGAGGUAAGACCUGACGGGGUUGUCUGCAGGUGGACGCUGACUAGGGGAGUCAGUGCUGAUAAAGCUGUUGAAUGGGAAGAGAAAUAUUGGGAGGCUGCUGAUGAUUUUGAUUAUAAAGAACUUGGGUCAGAGAAAUCAGGGCGCGAUUCUUCUGGAAAUGUUUGGCGUGAAUUCUGGAAAGAGACCAUGUACAAGAAAGAUGGAUCUGUGCAUCUUGAGAAAACUGCCGACAAAUGGGGAAAGAAUGGUGAAGGGAAUGAAUGGCAAGAGAAAUGGUCUGAAUUUUAUGGUCCCGCUGGAUUAACAGAUAAAUGGGCCCAUAAGUGGUGCAGCAUUGACCCAAACACACCACUUGAGGCUGGCCAUGCUCAUGUUUGGCAUGAAAGGUGGGGGGAGCGAUAUGAUGGACAAGGGGGUAGCAUAAAGUACACAGACAAAUGGGCUGAAAGAUCCGAGGGAGAUGGCUGGACAAAGUGGGGUGACAAAUGGGAUGAACACUUUGAUCCAAACGGCCAUGGAGUGAAACAGGGAGAGACGUGGUGGGAGGGGAAGUAUGGUGAACGCUGGAACCGGACUUGGGGUGAAGGCCAUAAUGGCUCUGGAUGGGUACACAAGUAUGGUAAGAGUAGUAGUGGCGAACACUGGGACACUCACGAGCAGCAAGACACAUGGUAUGAAAGAUACCCACAUUAUGGAUUCUACCAUUGCUUUGAGAAUGCUGUUCAGCUUCGCCAAGUGAGGAAGCCAUCUGACUUGCCGUAAGAUGUCGUUGCUUGCAUGUCCUAGUUAGUGGAUCCAUCAUAUGAAAUAAUGCACUAGUUGUAUUCUACAUUAUAGAAGUAUAUAUACACAGGGAAGGGAAUUGCUGGAAUGAAAUGCCAUUGUUCAAGAGUAUAGGAGUAGAAUGCAGCUUUGCAUCUCUUUACAUGUGUAAUAUUACUUGCAUAAUGGUGUUUAUAUCAAAUAAAAAAAUUAUAUAUUCAAAACAA
Molecule: messenger RNA, 1959 nt
Organism: Daucus carota subsp. sativus
Lineage: Eukaryota; Viridiplantae; Streptophyta; Magnoliopsida; Apiales; Apiaceae
Product: protein LIKE EARLY STARVATION, chloroplastic
Exons: 4
Coding region: 50-1732 (560 amino acids)
Biological process (GO): regulation of starch metabolic process; starch metabolic process
Cellular component (GO): chloroplast stroma; starch grain
Molecular function (GO): starch binding
Source: RefSeq, a predicted model, not a curated record